Cyprinodon variegatus (sheepshead minnow) is the source of this 1551-nucleotide messenger RNA. RefSeq names its product synaptogyrin 3 (gene syngr3a). Gene Ontology annotation, cellular component: synaptic vesicle membrane; neuromuscular junction. The transcript has 4 exons. Bases 78 to 770 code for a protein of 230 amino acids. The record is from RefSeq and is a predicted model, not a curated record. Lineage: Eukaryota; Metazoa; Chordata; Actinopteri; Cyprinodontiformes; Cyprinodontidae.
ACCAGUCCCUCCAUCCUGCCGCGGAGCCGGGGAGCGUGGAGCCGCGCAGAGCGCACACUGACAGAGAGCCACAGAAGAUGGACGGAGUGGGAUCGUUCGGAGCGGGCCGAACCGGGACCACCGUGGACCCGAUCACGUUCGCUAAACAGCCUCAGACUAUCCUGAGAAUUCUCUCCUGGAUAUUUUCGCUGGUGGUUUUCGCCUCUAUUGUGAACGAGGGUUAUGUUAACCUGGGCAGUGAACGCCUCCACUGUGUUUUCAACAAGAAUGCAGACGCCUGCAACUACGGCGUGUUCGUGGGCCUGGUGGGCCUGCUGGCAUGUUCUUUCUUCUUCCUGCUCGAUUACAAGUUCUCUUCCAUCAGCUCUGUCAAAGAUAGGAAGAAGGCUGUGAUGCUGGAGAUUGGCUUCUCAGGUUUUUGGACCUUUCUGUACUUUGUAAGUUUCUGCUUCCUGGCCAAUCAGUGGUCUCGGACCAAAGCUGAUGAUCUGCCUCUCAACCAGGGGGCUGAUGCAGCACGAGCAGCAAUCGCCUUCUCCUUCUUCUCCAUAAUCACAUGGGCCGGCUUAACCGUGCGUGCGGUCCAGAAGUACCUUCUGGGAACAGACAUGACCCUGUUCACCACUGAGCACAUGGACGGCGGCGCACCAACCCAGCCGUACCCGUCCAAUUCACCAGGAGGCGCCCCAACCGACACCACAGAGGCCUACCAGAGCCCGCCGUUCACCGAAAACAACACAGCCCCUACAUACCAGGUUCCUAUUUACUAGGACAGACAGAUGUGUUGAUGGAAGAGACGCAGAUAAAAGAAAAUUGUUUUCUUGUGAUUUCUGUUUCAAGUAAAGUUGUUCUUGAGUCGACCCGGGAAACAGUUUUCAAUAGCUGUUUAGAAUAAAGUCGUCCGGCCUCUGCUUUCUUGUUUCCUCCUCUCGUUUCCUGCCCCUCCUGAACAUUCCAGCUUUAUCUGCCUUUUUUUCUAGACCUGCAGAAAGGAUAUUCCUCCUGCAUCGGCGCAGAUAAAUCAAAAUCAAAACUAGAGGAGGAAAAGUGAAAGAGGGAGGUUCCUUUUGAAGUGUUCAAAAAUCAUUUUGUUCUGAACAAAUUCCACCACAGUGGUUUUAAACAACAGUGAGCAGUGCAGGGAGUGUUCUCUUAUAGCACUUUGGUCUUAAUUCUUUUCAUUCAUUCAGGUGUCAGUUUUCUUGCCAAACACUGGGAAUGAUCUUGUUUUCAUUCAUUAGCAGCAUAGAUAACUCCUCCUGUGUUCCCAGUUGGUGAUCAUUUGCAUUGAAUCUGUAUGUUUCCAAACGUAGAGAUCAAAUAAGUGCCAUAUUCUUACCGUGUGUCUGAGGACGUUACCGAGUUCGGUCAGUUUUCCACAUGCUGUACACAACUGCAAUGUUUUAUGACAGAGUGCAAUAUUUCAUAUUCUUGUGUACUGUAGGCAGGCAGGCAGGCACUGUACUAAAGUGAAGACAUUAUAAUCAGAGCAGGUUGACUCCAGGGUCUGUCUCAAAUGACACAUUUCUUAAAAUCACUCUCAUUCAAAUA